Messenger RNA from Cydia fagiglandana, 840 nucleotides. RefSeq names its product histone-lysine N-methyltransferase PRDM7-like. The record is from RefSeq and is a predicted model, not a curated record. Lineage: Eukaryota; Metazoa; Arthropoda; Insecta; Lepidoptera; Tortricidae. Gene Ontology annotation, molecular function: protein binding. The coding region runs from base 1 to 840 and encodes 279 amino acids. The transcript has 8 exons.
AUGAGCCGUGCAAAGCUUUGCUCGAGCUGUGGCGACUACGUGUAUGAGUACUGCUCCAUCCACGGACGCCUUCUAGUCAUUCCCGACGAUGAGGUGCCCCCUCCGCCGGGGCCCCCCGCCCCGCGCGCCGCCCUCCCCCUCCCCCGCGCCGCCCUCUCCCUCCCCCGCGCCUUCCUGCACUUGGCUCCCUCCACCAUACCAGGUGCAGGGAUAGGAGUGUUCAGUACGCUGACGCUGCCCACAGGGGUCCGCUUCGGGCCCUACCGCGGCCUCAAGACACAGGCCGUGACCUCGGCCUACUGUUGGCAGAUUUUCGACGGCGAGCGCAAGCCGUCACACGUUCUGGACGCGCGCGACGCCAACAAGUCCAACUGGAUGCGCUACGUCAACUGCUCGCGGCACUUUAGCGAGCAGAACCUCGUGGCGUUCCAGUACCAGGGCCAGCUGUACUACAGGACAAUAAAGAUAAUCCCUCGCUUCACGGAGCUGCUGGUGUUCUACGGCAGCGAGUUCGCCAGCCAGCUGCGCGUGGACCUGCGCCGCUACCACGCGCCCUGCACCCACACACUCGUAAAAUGUGAAGCUGAAAAUGAGGAAGACACUAAAAUACCAGAAGAGAAGCUUGUUACUGAGACUGCGGUUGAUAAUAAAGAAAACGUGAUUCAAACCAGAUACCCUCUGGAAGUUGAGCAGAUAUAUGAUGACAGUAAACAUUCCUCUGAGGGUGAUUUUUUAGGCUUUCGUUUGAACGAGUGGAAGAAUGUAAAUGUGGUGCAAAAGCCAGAUCCUCUGGAGGAAGAUAUAUAUGAUGAGAUUGAAGAGAGAGAAAAGAAAGAAUAA